Messenger RNA from Rattus norvegicus (Norway rat), 2283 nucleotides. It is a transcript of the gene Slc30a3, whose product is annotated as solute carrier family 30 member 3. Gene Ontology annotation, cellular component: lysosomal membrane; membrane; synapse. The record is from RefSeq and is a predicted model, not a curated record. Lineage: Eukaryota; Metazoa; Chordata; Mammalia; Rodentia; Muridae. Gene Ontology annotation, molecular function: zinc ion transmembrane transporter activity; monoatomic cation transmembrane transporter activity. Gene Ontology annotation, biological process: transmembrane transport; monoatomic cation transport.
UCCUGAGACGCAAGCCGAGAGCUGAGGCCCUCGAGACCGUUGGGAAGUUGGAAGGAGAGAGCCCCCUUUGGUCCAGACGCCGGCACAGAGGGAAGGCGGACAGUGGCCCCGGGCGCGCGUGGGCGUAGGCCCGCGUCCAGGACAUGCAGACAGGGUUUUCUGCUCUGUUUCCCGCUCACUACCAUCCCUUUGCGCACGCCGCCCCGCAAACCUGGCGCGAACUUAGCCGCACUCUCCCCCGCCGGAACAACAGCCUGCCCGCUGCCCGUGGCGGCAGGUGCGAAGAGUAGAGAGCACUGAGCAUUUGAAGUUUCCGUCAGACCCCAGCCUUAACCACCGACGGCUGCCCUUCUCUUGUGGUUCCCGCCAUCUCCCCACUAGAACUCCCUUGAGAAUACCCGGAAUUCCUCCAAGAGCAACAUCUGCCUUCUGCUGUGCACCACUGUGUCUGGUCCACAUGCGUUCUGCUCACUAAGAACCCUCAUCAUUCAGGAAGAGCAUCCGCUCGUUUUGCAUUCCUGAGCUGCAUCUCACAUAGACAUUUUGUCUUUUCACAGAGCCCUCAGAGCCCCUGCCGGAGGGGCCCAAGCUUGAGGGGAUGGCCUUCCACCACUGCCACAAGAACCGCGUGUCUCAGUCAGGCCUCUCUCCAGAGAGGGCGCAGGCCCGGAGGCAGCUGUAUGCUGCCUGCGUCGUGUGCUUCAUCUUCAUGGCUGGGGAGGUGGUUGGUGGGUAUUUAGCACACAGCUUGGCCAUCAUGACCGACGCCGCCCACUUGCUGGCAGACAUAGGCAGUAUGAUGGCCAGCCUCUUUUCCCUCUGGCUCUCUACUCGGCCAGCCACCCGCACCAUGACCUUUGGCUGGCACCGCUCAGAGACUCUGGGAGCUUUGGCCUCCGUGGUCUCCCUCUGGAUAGUCACCGGCAUCCUCCUGUACCUGGCCUUCCUCCGCCUGCUUCACAGUGACUACCACAUUGAGGCGGGCGCCAUGCUGCUGACUGCCAGCAUUGCUGUCUGUGCCAACAUGAUAAUGGCCUUUGUGCUGCACCAGACUGGAGCCCCCCACAGCCACGGACCUAGGGGUGCAGAGUAUGCACCACUGGAGGAGGGGCACGGGCACCCACUGUCCCUGGGAAACACCAGUGUCCGGGCUGCCUUUGUGCAUGUGCUGGGAGAUCUCCUUCAGAGCCUCGGGGUCCUGGCCGCCUCUAUCCUCAUCUACUUCAAGCCCCAGUACAAGGUGGCCGACCCCAUCAGCACCUUCCUCUUCUCUAUCUGCGCCCUUGGGUCCACAGCUCCUACACUUCGAGAUGUUCUCCUCGUCCUCAUGGAAGGUGCCCCUCGGAGUGUGGAAUUUGAGCCUGUAAGGGACACCUUGUUGUCAGUGCCGGGUGUCCGAGCCACCCAUGAUCUCCACCUGUGGGCGCUGACGCUUACUUACCACGUUGCCUCCGCACACCUGGCUAUUGACUCCACGGCUGACCCUGAAGCCAUCCUGGCUGAAGCCUCAUCCCGGCUCUAUUCCCGGUUUGGAUUCUCUAGCUGCACCCUGCAGGUGGAGAAAUACCGGUCUGAGAUGGCCCACUGUCUUCGCUGCCGGGAGCCCCCCAAAGCCUGAGCCUCAGCCCCACCCUCGCCCCACUGCCAGGACUAGGCUUGUGCCUGGACCCUCAGCACCUGCCUCCCAGAUCACAGAAGAGACCUUUCUCUCUCCAUCUUCCACCUGCCAAAUGCCCUCACCCCUGCCCCGGUGGUCAAGACCAAAGUGUAUAUGAAGGCAGUGGGGGGAGGGGAGGAUCGGAUUGAAUAGCUGUAAGCGAUUCAGGGGUGUGGGGCGUGUGGAAGCCCCCUGCCAUCCGUGCUCCACAUGGAGAGAGUCAUGCUUGUCCUCUACGAUUCCUGUGUCCCUGUGGCAGGCUGGCUGGCUAGCUGGGGACAUCUGCCUGUCUGUGUGCUGUUCGUGUGCCUAUGCCUGGGGAGGUCAGCAGGGGCCCCCUCCCCACGUGAUCCUUGCUCUUGUCUAUGCAGGGGCCCCAAAGCCUGCACUUUGUUUGUGUGCCCUAGUCUUGUGGUUUUGUGUGUUGUAUAUUUGCGUCCUUUGGUGCUGUGGCCUGUGUGUCCCUGUGCCUGUGUGGCUGUGCUGGUCGUUGUGAGUCUGCUCCACUUGUGUGUCCAUAUGGGAUCUGUCUGUCCAUCCCUGUGUUGGUGCUGUGUCCUCAGCUUUUCCCAAGGGAGAGGGGGGACUCCACUGCAGCUCCACCAAUAAACUUGGAUCUCACUGUA